Molecule: messenger RNA, 1385 nt
Organism: Dendroctonus ponderosae (mountain pine beetle)
Lineage: Eukaryota; Metazoa; Arthropoda; Insecta; Coleoptera; Curculionidae
Product: F-box/LRR-repeat protein 16
Exons: 4
Coding region: 95-889 (264 amino acids)
Biological process (GO): SCF-dependent proteasomal ubiquitin-dependent protein catabolic process
Cellular component (GO): SCF ubiquitin ligase complex
Molecular function (GO): protein binding
Source: RefSeq, a predicted model, not a curated record
GCCAUCUAAUAAAAAUUCAUUGAGUUACCCAGGCCUACUCUAAGGUGUAACUAUCCAACUGUGUCAAUGCUAGUGUGUCUUAAACGGCAAUAAAAUGUUUCAGGCCUUAUAUGAGCUGGAAUUAGCAGGGUGCAAUGAGAUAACGGAACAAGGACUGUGGCAGUGCCUGCAUCCGCGGAUAGUGUCCUUAACACUCACCGACUGCAUAAAUGUGGCAGAUGAAGCUGUGGGAGCGGUAGCUCAGCUUCUACCUGCCUUGUACGAGUUUCAGCUACAAGCGUAUCAUGUUACUGAUCAAGCGCUCGGGUACUUUUCUCCGAAACAGGGCAGCUCCUUGGGCGUGCUCAGGCUCCAUUCUUGUUGGGAGAUUACCAAUCACGGCGUGGUCAAUAUUGUACAUUCUCUGCCGAAUUUGACCGUGCUGAGCCUGUCGGGCUGUAGCAAGCUAACGGAUGAUGGUGUAGAGCUCAUAGCGGAAAAUCUGCAAAAGCUGCGUUCAUUGGAUCUGUCUUGGUGUCCUAGAAUAACCGAUGCUGCCUUGGAGUAUAUCGCUUGCGACCUUAAUCAACUAGAGGAACUCACUUUAGAUAGAUGCGUUCAUGUGACUGACAUAGGUAUAGGCUAUAUCUCGACUAUGUUAUCCCUUCAAUCGCUAUAUCUACGAUGGUGCUCACAAAUCAGGGACUUUGGAUUGCAACACUUGUGUGGAAUGAGGAACUUGCAAAUACUAUCCCUGGCAGGCUGUCCCUUACUGACUUCAAACGGACUCUCCAGUCUGAUACAGCUGAGGCAUAUGUGCGAACUAGAGCUAACCAAUUGUCCAGGAGCAUCCAGGGAGCUAUUUGACUAUCUAAAAGAGCACCUUCCGCGUUGCCUCGUUAUAGAAUAAAUAUCGUUACAUGUGAUUUAUUUAUUCCUGGACUUCAGGGCACUGGACAACGUGCUGUUGAAUUCUAUGAAUAAAUGGCGAAACUAGUUUAUAGAACGGUAGAGCGUGUAUACCAACGUCAAUCAACCUAACUACUACUAGAACCGCAAUACCGUAAAUGUUUACUGAGCUUUAAUGCCACUUUGGGAGCUUGUUGCGUUUUAACUACCAACUUUCAGGUUCGAUUGAACGAUUUAACCAACCUUUCCAGUAGCAUAUUGUAGUAAAAUCUAUUGCAAGAGACUUUGUUUAAAGUGUGCGGAAAAAUGUGUCCUUCAUCUACUGGCAAAUGAGUAAAAAAACAUGUUUUGUGUGCAAUUUUCUACACCUACGGAUUUAAUGUUAUAGCCCACCAAUAUCGGCCAUUCCUCAUUCUUCGUUCGUGGAUUAUAUUAUAUAUUCAAUUAUACAAUGGGGGCUAUAUCACAUGUGCAAUAAAAUAAUUUCCUGAACUGUA